This is a messenger RNA of Phialemonium atrogriseum, 546 nucleotides long. RefSeq lists its product as uncharacterized. The transcript is spliced from 3 exons. The record is from RefSeq and is a predicted model, not a curated record. Bases 1 to 546 code for a protein of 181 amino acids. Lineage: Eukaryota; Fungi; Ascomycota; Sordariomycetes; Cephalothecales; Cephalothecaceae.
AUGAAGGCUGCCGCUCCCCAUAGCCACGCCCAGUACCGGCAGUAUCGCAAUCUUGCCAGUACCGGCAGUAUCGGCAGUAUCGACAGUAUCGACAGUACCGGCAGAAUCGACAGUACCGGCAGUACCGGCAGCAUUCUCAGUCAGUACCGUCAGUAUCAGCAAUACCGGCAAUACCGGCAGUACCGGCAGUACCGGCAGUACCGGCAGUACCGGCAGUACCGGCAGUACCGGCAAUACCGGCAGUACCGGCAGUACCGGCAGUACCGGCAGUACCGGCAGUACCGGCAGUACCGGCAGUACCGGCAGUACCGUCAGCACCGACGGUAUCGGCAGUACCGACAGUACCGUCAAUUUUGUCGGUACCGGCAAAAUCGGCAGAAUCGGCGGCAUUCUCAGCAGUAUCGUCAAAUUUGUGUGAAAUUUAAGCGUGGCGCCUUUGGUAGUAUGGCUUUUGGUAUUUCCAUCCACGACGGGUUUGAGGUAAACUUGCUGCUUCCGUCCUCGGUUACUCUUGGCGAUCCUGGCACCUCGGGCUAUUUCUGCUGA